UGUUGUCUUUGCACUGCUUCAACCAGCUGCUCCAACUUUUUAAGGUUGAAGAAGAAAAAGGGUUCAGGAAAAGCUCCCCCGGUUUAUUCCUCUCAAAGGAGGGAUGCUGUCACAGAACCUGGCAACUUCAACUCUCAUUCAGCCCCGAACUGUAAACAAGCGGAGGACCCGGUGUGAUUAGCUAAAGCUGACCCAAGUAACUCCCUCCUCUGUCAGUCCAUCUAAAUCUUCAAGUUAAAUUUUCAGCCCAAGCUAUUCAAAACAAUGACAGCGACCUGACCCAUGGAACUCCCCAGUGGCUGCAUGAGUCAACCUCUUCUGGAUCUAGAUCAUGAAUGACAAACUGGUCUUCCUUGGACUGCUGUACUUCGUCCAGGGCAUCCCCUAUGGUCUUCAGUCCUCUCUGCUUCCUCUCUAUCUGCGUGGAGCUGGUCACUCACUCACCCGCAUAGGGUUCACCAAGAUCCUCUACUUCCCCUGGGUACUCAAGGUGCUCUGGGCACCUCUGGUGGACCGGGUCGGUACCAAGCGCCGCUGGCUGGUGGCAACAGUGUGUGGCCUUGCUCUGACAUGCCUCAGCAGUGCCGCUCUGGCCCCAGAGGCACAUAUCUGGGGGGUGGCUGGAACUCUUUUGACUAUGAACACCCUCGCGUCCGUUCAGGACAUUGCUGUAGAUGGAGCUGCUGUGGGGUUGUUGAAAGGACGUGGGGAGCUGGGGUUGGGUAAUACGGCGCAAGUUGUAGGUUAUAAAGCUGGGUCGGUGUUCGCAGGAGGCGGACUGCUGGCUGUGAUCGAUGUGGCUGGAUGGAGCUGGAUGUUUGUGUUGCUGACGUUUGUAUACUCAGGGAUGGCCCUGUUUGUGUGGGGAACCCCAGUUCUGGACCAUGAGACGGUACGGGGCCAGCAGGCGGACGGCACCAAAAGAGGAGGUGAAGCUGUGAGGCCAUGGAGGAUAUGGAGGAAACUGCUGGCGGUCCCAGGCACACCAUGGACUGUCCUCUAUGUGCUCACCUACAAACUAGGUGAGCAGGGAGCAGUUACCAUGUUUCCUCUCUUCCUGCUGGAUCAUCACAUGACGGCAAGAGAGCUUGGCUUCUGGAAUGGAGUGAUCGCCAUGGGCUUCUCCAUCUGUGGCUCGUCUCUGGGGGGGCUGCUACUCGCACAGUUCAGCAUCGGGGCUCUGAUGCGACGUGUGUUUGUGCUGCGAACCGUCAGCAUGGUCUUCCAGAGCUCUCUACUGACAGUGCUGGAGCCAUCACCACUCCUGAAAGGUAUGGCAGUCCUGAGCAUGAGCGUUCAGCACUUCCUAGGUGGUCUCAUCACCACUCUCACCUUCACUACCAUGAUGCAUUGCACCCAGAGAGCAGAGGAAAGCAUUCAGGCCACCCACUACAGUUUCCUGGCGACUCUGGAGGUGCUGGGGAAGCUGAUGUUCGGCGCGCUGGCUGGAGGCUUGGUGGACUGGUUCGGAUUCCAAGUAGCCUUUCUCUUCUUUCUCAGCCUCUCUGCAGGAACAGCUCUUCAUGUGUGGACAGCUACUUUCACCGGCGCUCUUCGAGAGCACCAGCUGAAAGACCAGCCCAAAUAAAACCAUACGGAAAAGUUCUGAUCCAAUGCAGGCGCUGAUGCACAACAGUAGUGUUUUAAACUUGACUGUGAGUAAUUCAAAAAGAAAACAGCAUUCUUAAACCUUCAUUUAUAUAUUAUUGUGGUCUUACAGGCCAAUCAGGUUUUACAUCAAAUGUUUCAUUUAAAAAAAAAGUCUUAACUACUUUUCUUUGUAGGUUAGCAUUAUUAUUUUAGGAAUAGCUUUCUUGAUGAAACUUGAAUCACAAGGUCUAAAUUUUGCUAAGAAGAAAAUUCACCACUGUUAAAGGGGCUGUUGUUGGAUUUUACAUCUUGCUUUUAUGAGUCAAAAUUUGUGUUUUUUUUUCAUAUCCUAGCAGUUAUAAAAAAAUAUAAUUCAAAGACCUCUUGAGUACUAAAUAUAGCAUAAGUAACCUGAGCUUGAAAGAUCAAAGUUAAGUGACUCCGCUUUAGUAAAUGACUACAAAAAAGGAAAUGUGGGAGUAAGGAUGUAAUCGUAGGUCACCAUUAAAUUGAAAAAUAAAUAAAUUCACGAGAAUGAAAUUAUAAAUUCAUGAGAAAAGAAAGUCUUUAAGAAUAAAGUUGUAAAUGUAUUAGAAAAUGUGUGUACAUUUAUAAGAGAAAAGAGGAAACAAGUAAAAUGUUAUGUUACUAAAGUUAAAAUUUCAUAGGUUUUUAAUUGAGAAUUUAUUAGAUUAAUGUCUUUAGAGCCUUUAUCAGUUCGUAUAUUUUUCUUUUUUUAUAAAUCAUAAAUCUACAACUUUAUUCUUGUAAAAUUGCAACUUCUUUUGUUAAAAUUUCACAACUUUAUUCUCGUAAUUUUAUUUUUAUGGUGGCCCUAAUACUAGAUAGAAGCAGGUAAUGCUAGACGAUGUUAGGUAAAAGAAUUUGAUAAUAACUUUUUCAUAUUUUGGCUAUAGUAAUUGUCAUUCUUGUAUAUAACAACGUAGUUGCCAAUACAUUUUAGAGUAGCUCAAAAAAGCACAAAGAAUGGUCACCAGAGUGAUUUUUCACUUUUUGGCUAAAAAAAAACCCUGAGAUAUAAAAAAAAUCAGUAAAGUCAAAGCAGUUUUUUAUGUUCAGUGCCACUUUAAUAUCCUUAUAAGCCAUUAAUAUGAGCUAUAGCCAAAAGCAUCAUUGCUGCACUUUUGUUGUAUCACUGUACUGUGUAGGUGUUAGUCGUUCUUCCAUGUUUUAUGGUUUACAGUUUAAUAAUGUAAAUCUCUGCUACCUCUUGCCUCUGGAUGGUACAUUAUAAAUGCACAGAAUGUACAGUAGAUGAUCCAUACAAAACAACGGUUUAUCAGCUGUGAUUAAAACAUAUUACUCCAAUCAGUAGGUUUGCAUUUGCAGAGGCUUUGUCUUCAAAGGAAAGCUUUUAUGUAGUUCAGCCAUUGCAUAAGGAGCACUCAUUGGAAGUAAUUAACUGCUUUAUUGCAGGAGUCAAAUAAUCCUUUCUGUUAGUGGACAGAGUGUCAUAGUGAUUCUCAGCCUUACACAGUGCAUGGUGCCAUCUUCUUAUGUUUGUCUCUAUUAAAAAAUGAAAACUUCCAUAUACAGUCACACUGGAAAAUACUGUAGUUUUUUUAUAUAUGAAAAAAUACACAAUAUUUAUUCAAACAAUAUUGUAGCUUUUCAUAGUUAUUUAUCCCAUAAGAUAGUUCCUCCACUAGUUUUAAAUACAAAUAUAAACAUUUUUUUUAUUUAGGAGAAUGUAUAGAUCAAAUUUAAGUCUUAAAUUGUAUUCACUAUGCAGGUUCAAGCCAGCAGUUUGAGGUGGCAUGCCAAAAUGAUUUAAAUAAAGGCAUUUCAAUAUGGUGAACUAAUUCAAACAGCUGGGCUUCUCAUCUAUUUAAAUAGUUGGUAGCAAAUAAGUCCAUAUUUAAAUAAUUACAGAGCACAUCCUUGUCUCAGCUGAGAUGUUUAAGGAAAUAAAGCUGUUCAAUGAAA
This is a messenger RNA of Oryzias melastigma (Indian medaka), 3537 nucleotides long. It is a transcript of the gene slc33a2, whose product is annotated as major facilitator superfamily domain containing 3. Lineage: Eukaryota; Metazoa; Chordata; Actinopteri; Beloniformes; Adrianichthyidae. Gene Ontology annotation, molecular function: transmembrane transporter activity. The transcript has 6 exons. Bases 332 to 1588 code for a protein of 418 amino acids. Gene Ontology annotation, biological process: transmembrane transport. Gene Ontology annotation, cellular component: membrane. The record is from RefSeq and is a predicted model, not a curated record.